AUGGGACUUAAGUUGAACGGCAGAUAUAUUUCUCUGAUCCUUGCUGUACAGAUAGCGUACCUGGUGCAGGCGGUGAGAGCGGCGGGGCGGUGCGAUGCGGUCUUUAGGGGCUUCUCGGACUGUUUGCUGCGGCUGGGCGAUAACAUGGCCAACUACCCGCAGGACCUGGACGACAAGAGAAAUCUCCAAACGAUCUGCGCGUACUGGGAUGAUUUCCACGCCUGCACCCUCACAGCGCUCACCGAUUGCCAGGAAGGAGCGACAGACCUCUGGGAGAAAUUGAGACGGGAAUCCAAAAACCUCGAUUUCCAAGGCAGCUUAUUUGAACUGUGCGGAGGCGGCAGCGGCGCGGCACCGUCCCUCCUCCCGCCGGCUUUGCCGCUGCUGCUGGCGGCUCUGUGGGCCGCGCUAGUGACCUGGCUGCCUUUCUAGGGGGGGGCGAGCACACUCACACCCACACCCGCUCCAUGUGCUGGAUCUAUAGAGGAAGUGUCCAUCCGUUGCUUUGGGGACGUUGUGCUU
Messenger RNA from Gymnogyps californianus (California condor), 522 nucleotides. It is a transcript of the gene NRN1, whose product is annotated as neuritin 1. The transcript is spliced from 3 exons. Gene Ontology annotation, biological process: nervous system development; neuron projection extension. NCBI's taxonomy places the organism in Eukaryota, Metazoa, Chordata, Aves, Accipitriformes, Cathartidae. The coding region runs from base 1 to 432 and encodes 143 amino acids. The record is from RefSeq and is a predicted model, not a curated record. Gene Ontology annotation, cellular component: plasma membrane.